Molecule: messenger RNA, 3444 nt
Organism: Purpureocillium lilacinum
Lineage: Eukaryota; Fungi; Ascomycota; Sordariomycetes; Hypocreales; Ophiocordycipitaceae
Source: RefSeq, a predicted model, not a curated record
AUGAACGCCAUCCAGCAAAAGUGCCGGCCCAAGCACCAGGUCCUGGUGCUCAAGUGCUACCCGCGCACCUCAAAGGGGGCCGUCGACGUCAAGCCCAACAGCAGCGAGCUGAGCUACCUGCUCUUCUACGCCACCAACCGCCGCUCCAAGAUCCAGAAGAUCGGCGCGUUCCUCGAAAAGAAGACGGCCAGCGAUGUCUGGCGCAUGCGCAUUGGGUACGUCGUCGACUCCUUGCCCCUCCCCGGUGCAUCCGCCCACUUCUUCUGCGUCUCCCAACUGACCGUGAUACUUGACAGCAACGUGCAGGUGACGCUCGGAAUCCUGGCGGCCCUCGUCGAAAAGUCGCCGAAAGAUGUCGCCCUCAUCGCCCCGUGCAUCCUUCGCGUGCUCGACCUCGUCCUGCGCUCCGACGACAUCACCAUGAUUGAGUCCUCGCUGCCGACGUUCGAGGCCUUUUGCGAGCACCACGAAGCGUCGUCGCUGUUCGCCGACCACUCGUACCUGCAACAGUAUCAGGCCAUUGUGCGUUCAUACGCGCAGCUGGCAUCGUCACGCCAUGAGCCGGCCAAGGGUGGCCCUGUCAGCCGACCCGUCCAGCUCCGCUGGCGGAACGCCGGCCUCGACGCCAUCAAGUGCGUCGCUUCCUCGGAUGCACUCUCGUCGGUCGUCGGUCGCCAGGUCGACGUGAUUGUCCCCAUGAUAUUGGAGAAUAUGUGGACCGACGACGACCACUUUCUCGAUCUGCUCUAUGGCCGCGUACAAACAGGGGAGAGGUCAGAGGCAGACAAGAUGUUCCGUCGGAGGAACAGCGUCAACACUGUCAGGACUGCCGAUACGGCGGGCGACACGAAUCCACUGGCCAUCUCCGGCACCGCAAUGGACGUCGACAAGAUUGCCGAGGAGGAUAUCGGGGUGCUUGCCAUGCAGUGCCUGAAGAACAUCUUUGUGGUCCCAAAUAGGGCGCAAAUCCACAUGACCACCUUCUCUCUGCUCAAGUUCAUCUCGCAGAGGGUAGCGCAGGGCGAAGACGUUGUUGUCCCCGCGGAAAAGGGCGAAGAAAGUGACGGUGGGUGGGCAAUCAAGAUCUACGGCAUCGUCGCAAGCUGGGCGCCAGUGCAAGAUCGCUAUGUUAUCCUGGUUGCAGCCCUCGAGACGAUGAUGAAGACGCCCGUAAAGGACGAUACUCUCAAGCAGCACCUGACCCUGACGGCAAUGAUGCGGUCCCUGCUGAGGUCGGACACGAACCUGAUCGGCCUGAGCAUGAUGGACGUGCUGCUCGGCCUCGUCAAACAAACUAAGAGGUUGUUCCAGCUUCACAAUGGCUCCGCCCACGAUGGCAGCCAGAGCGAGGAGAAGACCGACGCCGAAAAGGAGCCCCCGAACAGGGCGCAGCGCAAGGACCUGCUUCACCAACUGGAAAGAUGCAUAGGCGACCUUGCAACGCACGUCUACUACGCGGAUCAGAUUUCAGACAUGGUCUCGGCCCUGGUCAGCCGUCUCAAGCCCGGCCGAACCGCCAGCAUCAGCUCCCUUGCUGACAAGCGCGACGCCAACGAGAAUGGCGGACCGGCCUCGUCUACCGUCGAUUUGCCCGGUCGCCAGUCGCCGCCAUCCGACACGGCCUUCUCGUACAAGAGGAGUAAGGUGUCUGCGUUGAGGGUGAUCAAAGCCAUCCUGCUCGUCGCGAACCCCAAGACGCGCAUGAGCGGAAACAAGGACCUUUCCCGAAACCGCGUCCCAGUCACGGUUUGGGAGGGGACGCAAUGGCUCCUACGAGACCCGGACGGUCAGGUGCGGAAGGCAUACGUUGACGCACUCGCGACGUGGCUGGAUCGGGAGACAGUCAAAUCGGACGCAGACGCGCAGGAUGACGCCAGCCUGCAGCCACGGCCGUCCGUCAAGCACAGCCGUGAUGUACCGAGCACGCGGCGAGCGGUGUCAGGCGCUUCAAAGGGCGAGAGGCAACCGAGGGCUCGGCGGUCACAAUUCCUGCCGCUGCUGCACCUGGCCAUCUACGACAGUGCACUUCAGUUCGUCGACUUUGACAGCGACAUUGCCUUCCUGCACAAUCUACUCACAAGGCUAGUCUUCAGGCUGGGCGUCAACGCAACUCGGUAUGGCAUUCCUAUGAUCUACCGCUUGCAGGAAGACAUUCUGGCGCUUGAUCAGCCGAUUCACAAAGUUCGGAUCGCUGCUUUGUGCCACGGAUACUUCUGGGCUCUGACCGAGAUGUUCGACUUUGAGUCGUCUGUUGUUGGCCGCGCGAUCCAGAACGAGAUUAUCCGGCGCAGAAGCAAGGGCUUCUGGGUUCAGGGGAUCCAAGUUCCGCCGCCUUCGCUCGAUCAGCUUGGUACGCCCGGCCACGCCGGACCGCCGCCUACGUGGGACCUCAGUGCGCUCGAGACAGAAGAGCUGCUGCCUUUUGACGACCGGACGUCUCUCGUCGAAUGCGUCUCCACUGGCUACAGGGAGAGCACCCUGUCUCCCCCCGCCAGCCCGGCCGCCUCGCCAGGGCGCUCUCACAACACUCCCAUUCUUGGAUCGAGCAUGAAUUCGUUGCCCACUGGCGAACUUGGCCAUGAGAUGCCCAGCAUCUUCCGCGACAACAUGCUCGCCGAGUGGUCGAGGGACUCUGCCAUUUCAGCGCUGGCUGAGGGCAAGACUGAGUCCAUUACGGGUUCGAAGACGGGCACCACGGGGACGAACCAGAAUCGGCUCACGAUCAACACAAUCGGAGUCAAUGGAGGCGGUUACCAACCAGCCUCGCCGUUUGGUAGCAUGCGCAACCUGCGACCGCAUUCGUCUCAAAUGCACGGCGACCGGCUCAACUCAAUGACGAAGCUCCGGAAGACGAGCAUGCGUAGCGCCGUAUCGCCGUCGGUCUCUGAGUCUAGCAAAGGAGGCAUAGCCUCUGUCGAGCAGUUGAAGAUGAUCUUGGCAGGCAAUGUUUCGCCACAGACGGCGGGUAUCCCUGGUGUCGACGACGACGACAGCGACGAUAGCAUGGUCAGUUUCGAAUACACGCCGUCAGAAGAGGAGAGCUUUAGCCCGGCCACGCAGCCGGAUAACGCCGGGACGACGGGGGACGCGUUAAGCAGGACCAUUUCGGGGUCGAAGUUCAAGGGGCUGGGGCCGUUGUCAUCGAACCCGACCUAUCAGGUCAACGGCGAGGACGAGGACGACGUGCCUCCUGUUCCGCCGUUGCCGAACCUGAGCUCUUUGUCGAACAAGGGGAGCAUCCUGCAUGGCGACGUCUCUGUGCACGACUAUGCUGGCAGCUCUGGCCGACGAAACCUCAGCAGCCGUGGCGGAGAUAGUGUGCGAGCCAAGUCUCUGCGGUCUCGAGACGAUGGUCGGGGCAUGGAUCUGCAGGAUCUCCUCCGUGGUAUCGACAGCAGGGCUGGGGAAGGCAGCCUCGGGAACCUGACGAAGCCGCCCUACUGA